AUGUCGUCUUCUGAAAAGAAAAGAACAAUUUCUUCUACUAAACGCGAUCAGAAAACUGGAGAGAAUAGAGAUUCCUGGAGACGCUCGUUUGAUAGUGAAGCAGAAGCUAGUUCUCAUCCUUUAAUAGAAUAUCCUUCGCCAUUGGAAUUUGUAGAGAGUCUUGUUGUUCAACCUGACCUCACAUUCAAAAUUCUCAUAGUUGGUAAUCCACAUGUGGGCAAAUCCUGUUUCUUGACAAGAUUAUGUUCUAAUACAUUUACUUCAAGAUAUGCCUCUACAAUUGGUGUAGAUUUUUACAGUCGUGCUAUUCGACUCAAUGAUGAGAUUAUAUCAUUACAAUUAUGGGAUAACAGCUGGACAAGAAAGAGAUACAAUGCUGAUUUUAUUGAGAGCAGUGCUAAGACAGGAUAUAACGUGG
Messenger RNA from Gigantopelta aegis, 418 nucleotides. RefSeq lists its product as uncharacterized. Gene Ontology annotation, molecular function: GTP binding; GTPase activity. Lineage: Eukaryota; Metazoa; Mollusca; Gastropoda; Neomphalida; Peltospiridae. The annotation marks the transcript as partial. The record is from RefSeq and is a predicted model, not a curated record. The transcript has 4 exons.